This is a messenger RNA of Ylistrum balloti, 2219 nucleotides long. RefSeq lists its product as uncharacterized. NCBI's taxonomy places the organism in Eukaryota, Metazoa, Mollusca, Bivalvia, Pectinida, Pectinidae. The record is from RefSeq and is a predicted model, not a curated record. The transcript is spliced from 6 exons.
CUCUAAAGUAGAUGUCAAAGAAUGGUAUUUAAUGUCUAAACGAAAUUGUGAAAAUCACAGACGUUUGAAACUGAGUUGACAGGUGUGACUAAAGGCUCCCAGUUUCCAUGUCGGGUGACAACAUAUUGGAAAUUUCCGGUUCCGGAGGCAGCGGUGUUGUUAUGGACAGUGUGUCGAACCAUUCAGUGUUUCCAGUGAAUUUGUAUGCAGCACAAAGUCUACAUGGAUCAUCAGCAUCACAUUUGAACGGAAACACUCAACACAAUGGAAACCGUGUGAGUGACAAGGCUAAUAACGCCAAAGUACUUCAAGCAAUACAGGCGAUAGGUAACCAAGGAAAAAGGAAACGGGGCCCAAAAGAAAAAGACACGUUCCAGCGCUUCGUGUAUUGCCUACCUGACAAAUACCAAAAACUUCCUAAAUUCACAUCGUUUGACAAGAACGAAAUUACUAUUAUCAAAGCACAUCAAGAUGUCGGAUAUGGGUAUCCAGCACAGGCCUACAACGAUGGUAUUGCCCAAAAGACACAUAUCAAUCUGUCGUAUAAUGCCGCUCAGUUCAGGGAAUUCAUAAGGACACUAUUUCCAAACCUGAUAAGCCGAAAAUGGGACGUCUACAAAAUCGACAAACAGAGACGGCUUCUGCGCGUCGAGCAUGAUACACCAAGGGGAAUCAAAGAUAUGAAGUACCAGGGCUAUCUUAUUGUCAUACCCUACGAUAAUGACAAUGACCGUCCGCAGUCGGUCAUAUACAGGACAGGGGAGGACUAUUUCAUUCAAAUUUCAUCAGAUCAAAUCGAUCACAUGACGCUUGACGAGACAGAGACACCGUUUCUAGAUGGCAGACCUACCCCAGUUGCUUCUCCAGCGCAACUGACAUUACAGAUGACUUCUGUCAUGACUCCGUCGAUUCCCACGAGUACAAUGCGUCUGCCCGUAAUAUCGUCUUUCAACUCUAUAGAAAAUGAGGAAGAGCAUGAGGUAAUUGUGAAGAAAGAACGACGAGACUCGUGUCCAUUGACGACUAGAUCGUCCAAACCUGCUGAACAACCGUCAGUAAGGAGCCCAACAUAUCCUGACGUCCCCUCCAAUAACAAUACUGAUGUGGUGUUCAAUGAAAAUUCUAAACUUACCAAUAUCGUUAAAGCCUACAGAGCACUUCUUCAAAGUCCAUUGAGUGUGACGAUCCGUAAAGAACACCUCGUAGAUGACGUCUUAAAGUUUUACAAGGAAAAUAUAAACUUUGUUAGUCAUCACAUCCGGGUGUUUAUGGCUAACGACAGGUCGCCAACUGAUCAAAAUCAUGCUAUCCCGACAGCCACGCUCUUUGUUAUGUUUUGGAGAGAAAUAUUUCAUCGGUUCUUCAAGGGAGAUCGGGAGUAUGUCCCUACAGUUGACCUCGACAAAGAUGAAGACUUUUUUGUUCUGUUAGGGAAAGUACUAUACCAUGGACUGGUAUUGUUCGACUACUGGCCCGUGAAACUAGCACAAGCUUGUACAGCGGUAAUAUUGACAGAGAAGUGUUCAGACAGCCAAUUAACAACGUCGUUCUAUAAUGUUAUGUCUGAGUCAGAGAAAAACGUUGUGAGUGAGGCAAAGAAGGAGAUGAGAUAUAACAUGACAGAGUUUUCACACCCUACACUGAGAAAUCUUUGUAGGGUGUUACACUUUUACGGAAAUAAAGUGAAACCAUUUCCGUGUACAUUCGAAGGUCUGAUUCUACGUCUGUCUAGGUACCACUUGAUACGAAGUCCAUACUGGGCCCUGUCUGGUAUCAGUGCAGGGUUCGUAUCGAGCUUCUCCAGCAAGUUACCGGUCAUUACUGAACACAACGUGUUCGAGUUGUAUGCACGCCUUUCGCCAAAUGCAAUGAAAUUGUUCGAAAAAGUAAACUUUAUCUUUAGCCCUGCAGAGCAAAACACUUGUGCAGGGAUGGAGGAAAAGAGGACAAAAAUGUACCUGGAAGUGGCCAUUAUGAGGAUGACGACACAUGAAAUAGCCCAAAUGUUGAUGAAGUGGUGCUAUUUUGAUUGUUUGUGUGUAGAUCAGCUCCACAUACGGUUCCACGACCAUGCGGUGUCCGAGCCACCAAUUUUUGACCCAGACACACGAACCCUAAGCUUAUCGUCUGUUUAUAGUUCUCAGGAGGAACUCACCGCCUUGCUUAUAUCACAGUUGGAGCAGUCUAGUGACAUCUAAGCUGACGUCAUCAGUAUCUAA